AUCCGGUCAAAACAGGAAGUGAGUCUGCUUUCGGGUGUUAAAAACAGUAAUGUAUUUCAGUCAGCGGGUGCAGUUUUUCUGGACGUUCAGAUUUGUUUUUGAAUAUGACUUUACUGUAGGGACUCCUUAGGUGAAGAGCUCAGGUCUUUUUACCAUGAGUGCCGUCUUGAUGGACCAAAGGAAGACCCUGAACUCUUCACUCCCUGCAGACCGAUCUGCUGGCUCCAGCUCGGGAAUCUCUUUCAGAAUUCCCAAGAAGAAGUCACCGGUGGAGUCCACGUGCCUGCGGAUGGAGUCACCGCUGUCUCGCCUUAAAGAUGCUAGCAGCAGCAAGAUUUCCUGGACCCAGUUCACUGUGAGAGCAAGAGCAAGGAAGCUCCCUGGAUUCAGACAGCUGAAUGGUAGUUGUUCCUCAAGCUGCAGACAAAUGUCUAAUACCAAGGACGGUACAGAUGGUGUUCGUUGUAGGUUGGUGCUGGCUGAUGUCCGGAAGACGGAACAUGGCCAGGACGAUCUAAACAGGGAGAGGAAAAGUCUGGCUGUGAAGAUAGGAACAAGUGGCCAGAAAAAUGACUCCCCAGCUCUCAGAAAGAUUGUGGAAUCACAUACCUGCUCAGAGCCCUCAACAGACACAUCGCAGCAGAGGCCAUUCCUGCGCUCUUCUCAGUCCAGUGCAUCCAAAGGAUUUCGGCCAAAGAGAGCGUCGGACACUUUGUGCCAGGAUGAGAACCUGCAGAGGGGCCAUUCCUCUCCUCGACACAGGAAAUGUAGCAUUAGAUUAAAAGAUUCUUCUCAGCUGGUGAGAGGAAGGGAUCUUGAAUGGGAGGAACCCUGGAAAAGGAAAGUGUCUCCAAGGAAUGGAGUGGUGAAGUCACCGGUCUCAGUAGAUGGCAAUGUUUUCUCCUCUGAAGGCCUUGAAGAGACUGAGAGAAUAGGCAGAGCUGCUUUGUCAUCCCAGGAGAAAAGGGAGGCAAAGAUUAGCAAGGAUCCUGCACAGUCUGCUGGUGUUUUGCAGCAGCCACCCAGAGAGCAGGAUGAAGCUUUAGCAGCGAAGCGCAUCUGCCUCGAGAAGUCUGGUGCCACACCCAUAUCCACUGGCCUAAAGAGUGGGGGCCAGCCAUACUUGAGGUCAGAGGAGAAGGGGCUGCAAUCUACCCCUUGGCAUCCCCCCAAGCUCCUGGCCCAAAGGAAGAACCCCAGACUGAGGCUGCAGCUGUCCUUCAGUCAGUUCAGACAGGCUAAGCCAAAGCCUGCAGAACCCAUUGUGCUGUCCAGUGAUGAAGAGGAGGUGGACAAAGACAAUGAAGGACGCACUAGUGUACAAGCAGUGCAUGCUGAGUUCGCCCAGGAGAAACAGGUGGAAAUGCAGGCUGCAGAAGAGAGAUUGGUACUCAGACCUGGAAACAAAGAACCUUCAGGAAGCGUGAAACACCCCGAUGAGGAGCCAUCUGUGGUAGAGCUGCCUUUCUCUACAUUGUACACUGGGAAAAUGAAGGCAAAGGCUAACGGGAAUAUUAUGGUCACUGAAGAUUGUAUCACAAUACCCCUGAAAGAUCCUGAGGGAGAUGCAGAGGUGUCCUUGGCUCUGGUACCUUCGGAGAUGCGUGGAUAUGGCAUGUGGGGUCAGGGGACGCCUACCGUACCGCUCCUUUUCCUGUGGGUCUCAGAUGCUCUUGCUCAGGUCAUCCAGCGAGAGCUUUCGGCCCUCUGCUCUGUCGACCUUCCAGGGAAGGCCAGUCCGUUCAUGCUGCUGAAGUUGACCAAAGACCUGGACAGCCUGCAGGAGGCACUGCUGGCCUCGCUGAUGGAUAUGAUGGGUCUGCGCAGUGGCAGGUUGGGGCUCAGACAGCCUCUCUCUCGGGACAGAGCCCAGGCCCUGGUGCAAGGUUCUAGCUGGGGUUCAAGGCUUCUCUUGCUCCUCAGAGAGGAAGUGUUCUCUUCAGCAGACCCACCAGACCACAAAGGACAAAGUGGAAAGGAAGAGCAUCAAGCAGGGCUCAGAAAAGGCAGAACCAGGAGCUCUGCCGUGACCCUGGAGGAUUCGGGUCCAUCGCAGAGACUCAUUCUGUUCCCGCCACCUCCUUUGAAAGGAGGGAUUGCUGUGACAACAGAAGACCUGCAAUGUCUGAACAGUGGCGAAUUCCUGAAUGAUGUCAUCAUUGACUUCUACCUGAAGUACCUGAUGCUAGAAAAGGCACCAAAGGAAAUGGUGGAGAGGUCUCACAUCUUCAGCAGCUUCUUCUACAAGCAGCUCACACGAAAAGAUGUCUCCGGGGAGGAGGUGUCCAGUGUCGCAGCCAAGCACAGGCGCCACCAGAGAGUGAGGACGUGGACUCGGCAUGUGGACAUUUUCAAAAAAGACUACCUCUUUGUACCUGUCAACCAAGAGGCGCACUGGUAUCUGGUGGUGAUCUGCUUUCCCUCAUUGUUGAACCCCCUGUAUGAAGAAUGGGGAAACUCAGCCACUACGGGAAACUCUGGAGCGAAGAAGAAAACUGAAUCCCCGGCUCUAGAGGACAGAAGCCAGAAUAGCAAUUCUAAGACUACCUCUACAUAUUUCAAAAGAGCGAUGGGUGUCAUGGAGAGGACAGGUGACAACUCAGUGUGUGGCCAGAGGGAGCUGAAGAGUGUGCCGAAAUGUACACAGCUCGGUUGCCAAAGGGAAACUGUGAGUAAGAGGCCCUGUAUCCUCAUCAUGGACUCUCUGAAACUGUCCUUACAUGAAAAGAUCUUCACACUCUUACGGGAGUACUUGCAGGUGGAGUGGGAGGUGCGGAGGGGAUCCCCCCGAAACUUCACUGCAGAGCAGAUGAAGGGGUCCCUCUGCCGUGUACCUCUGCAGGACAACAGCAGUGAUUGUGGAGUGUACCUUCUGCAGUUUGCCGAGAGCUUUUUGCAGAACCCAGUGGUGCACUUUGACCUCCCGCUGAACCUGGAGAACUGGUUUCCACGGCAACAGGUGCGGAGGAAACGGGAUGAGAUUCGAGAGCUGGUGCUGCAACUUUACAGGAAGCAGAAAGGUGUAUCCUGAGCUGCACAAGAACUAGGACAGACCCUCCACUAGGCAAGAAGCAGCAAACUAGAUAGUGCACUUAUUAUAUAAAUGUAUUUUUGUUUAAUAAGAUAGAUGUCAUUUUUUGUUGUUAUGGAAAUAUUCAGGGUUAUGCAUAGCAGAGUGGUUAGAGCUAUUGCCUUACAAUCUUAAGAUUCACUGUUAAAAUCCCCUUCUGCUGUAGUACCCUUAACAAAGAAACUUACCGUGAAUCUAUACAGUGAGAAUAACCUGCUGUAUAAAUGGGUAAAUCAUUGUCAACAUUGUCAACCUUUAUGCAGCUACUCCUCU
Molecule: messenger RNA, 3343 nt
Organism: Scleropages formosus (Asian bonytongue)
Lineage: Eukaryota; Metazoa; Chordata; Actinopteri; Osteoglossiformes; Osteoglossidae
Product: sentrin-specific protease 7
Exons: 23
Coding region: 155-3031 (958 amino acids)
Biological process (GO): proteolysis; protein desumoylation
Cellular component (GO): cytoplasm; nucleus
Molecular function (GO): SUMO-specific endopeptidase activity
Source: RefSeq, a predicted model, not a curated record